This is a messenger RNA of Xenia sp. Carnegie-2017, 1103 nucleotides long. RefSeq lists its product as uncharacterized. The transcript has a single exon. The record is from RefSeq and is a predicted model, not a curated record. NCBI's taxonomy places the organism in Eukaryota, Metazoa, Cnidaria, Anthozoa, Malacalcyonacea, Xeniidae. The coding region runs from base 146 to 946 and encodes 266 amino acids.
UCCUUAAAUAAAUCCAAAUAAAUCUGAAAUAAAAUGACAAUGAAUGAAACACGCGUGACGCGUUGUGGCCUCUUCUCUGGAAAAUGGAGUGUUCACUUGAUUAAAACCAAAAGAACAAAUCUAAAAGAAUUAUUGGUGUGGAAAGAUGAGGCGAAAGAAAGUAAACAAGACAGAACAGUAUAGCGAGUCAAAACGCACUAGUGAUGAGCCUUCGCGUUGGAAAUAUUUGGCAUUUACCGCGUUAUUCGCAUUUCCUGGCAUGAUGUAUGCUGCUGAAGGCUUAUCGAUUUUCACUAAGAACUUUCAACUGUCAUACUUGUUCUUGUUGGCGACGGUUUUCCUCACCGCGGCGAUUUGUCUUUAUUUCCGUGAUUAUCUGAGACAUUCAUAUAAAUUCAUCAUCCUUAUAUUUCUACCGUUUCUGCUCUUUCCGACUUUCAAAGUAUAUUUGUGUUCGCCCGUUCUUUUGGUAAACAAAGACUUUGGUACAAAAUUCAAGUUGGGGGCAACUGCGGAGGAAAUCCUACAAGAUUGCGGAGAAUCUUGUGUGAAGCAGAUCAGCAGAUCUCUUUAUUCAUUGUCGUUCAUCGCACCAAGGAUCACUCUUCAGAUUAAGCCAAAGGAGAUCGUCGAUCUGAAUGCCACAACGAAUUCGGCUUAUGGUGGAGACAAAGCCAAAAUGUCCAAGUUGUUUCUGAUAUUUUCGCUCCGCAGUGUCAAGGGGAAAGUUCAUUCUCUUUCCAUGAUAACGAAAGUGCCAUUUCGAUCAACAAAACUUAUCGAAGCCAUUGCACAGAAGCGAAGUAUGGAACUGACGGGUCGAAUUGUGAAUAUUGGCAAAGAUAUGUUGGAGAUGAAGGCUGGCUUUGAAAGACAACGAUUGUUUGUACGACCAGUUGUUUUUCAACCAUAUCAAUUUGAACUAAAUAAUGACGAUAAAACGUAGGAUAAUAAAUUAUGAAAUGGAAAAUUAGACUGAGAAUUUUCGACAGAGAAUUUUCAGCUAGUAUGAAUUGUGAAACUAUUCUGACAAGAAAUAUGAUAAAUUUUAUGAUCAUUGUGCUAUUAGCAGGUUGUGCAAUAAAAAAAAGAGAUGCACUGAA